AAGUUGUGAUGACGCGCCGUUCCUCCGGAGGCCAGCAGGGCGGAGUUAAACAGGAGUUUUCUCACUGGCUGCACUUCGCGGAGAGUAGAUAUGUUUUCAGCCUGGCCGUCUGACCCUUUGUGAGGGUUAAAGUGCAUAUUUUCUUGUCUUUUGAUAGUGUUCGUAUCUCUUGACCCAGCGUCAAAAAUGGUGCUCUAUGACUGAUUUGGACCCCAUCUCCAUUCAAGCCACAAGGGCAUCAAUGCGUUUCCUGCUGCUCUUCAGUCGGCAAGGGCGUCUGCGUCUGCAGAAGUGGUACACGGCUAUAUCAGAGCGUGAGAAGAAGAAGAUUAUAAGGGAGAUGACAACCAUGGUCUUAGCAAGGCAACCGCGCACCUGCAACUUCAUUCAGUGGAAAGACAUGAAGAUUGUUUAUAAGAGGUAUGCAAGCUUGUAUUUCUGUUUGGGCGUGGAGCAUGAGGAGAAUGAGCUUUUAGCCCUGGAGAUUAUUCACCGCUAUGUAGAGCUGCUGGACAAAUACUUUGGCAACGUGUGUGAGUUGGACAUAAUCUUCAACUUUGAGAAAGCUUAUUUUAUCCUGGAUGAGUUUUUAAUGGGAGGAGAGAUCCAGGAAACCUCUAAACAGAUUGUGAAUCGAGCCAUUGAAUCCUCAGACAUGUUACAAGAGGAUGACCACAGUGAGUGGUAUGAGGUGGAGCUGUUUGGAUGACCUUGAAUAUGGACAGACAGACCAUGGAGGAGUAUAUGAGCAAACCUGCGUUUUAACUGUUGGGAAAGGAGGCUGUGAACUUCGUGGAGGACUCCACAACCUGGAUGUACUGUAAAUGGGUCAUGAAGUUUCUAAAAAUUAGCUUAAUUUAAUCUUUUUUCUUUUUUUUUUUAAACUUUGGAAUGCGCAGGAUUGUUUUUUGAACUCAUUUAUACUGAAUUUGAAUUAUAUUCCAAUAGACGCUAAGGCUUUAGUUCUUUUUUUUCUAGAAUUAGAAUUGUGAUUUGUUCAUAUUAAAAUCAUACCUUUAAUAUAUUGACAUUUUCACUCUUAAAAAAGUGUUUUUUUUCUAGUGUGCUAUUUUGACUUUCACUCUAUUAAAAUGUUUUUUCAAGUGUACUACUCAGAUGUUUCACUCAAAAAUUUUCAUUAUGCCGAAUUAUGAAAUAUUUUUUACAUUUUGUCAUCUAUAAACCGUACAACGUUUGAGAUUUUUGGCUGAUAUAUUGAGCACCUGUUAGUGUGAGUUUGUACAAUGCACAUUUUUGAUUAAAAUGUAUAUUUUGAUACAAAAAGUU
Molecule: messenger RNA, 1287 nt
Organism: Xiphophorus maculatus (southern platyfish)
Lineage: Eukaryota; Metazoa; Chordata; Actinopteri; Cyprinodontiformes; Poeciliidae
Product: AP-1 complex subunit sigma-3-like
Exons: 7
Coding region: 197-709 (170 amino acids)
Biological process (GO): vesicle-mediated transport; intracellular protein transport
Cellular component (GO): membrane coat; AP-1 adaptor complex; intracellular membrane-bounded organelle
Molecular function (GO): clathrin-cargo adaptor activity
Source: RefSeq, a predicted model, not a curated record